Molecule: messenger RNA, 549 nt
Organism: Tetrahymena thermophila SB210
Lineage: Eukaryota; Ciliophora; Oligohymenophorea; Hymenostomatida; Tetrahymenidae
Product: phosphatidylinositol 4-phosphate 5-kinase
Exons: 4
Source: RefSeq, a predicted model, not a curated record
AUGAAGGGUGGAAGUAUUUUGAAAUAAAGCGCUGAUCGUAUAUCUCACAAUAUAUCAUCAGGAACCAUAGUUGAUUUAAUCGAUGUUCAUAAUCCAACUUUCAUGACUAAUAUAAAAAAUGUUUUCAAAAAUAAACUUGUCCUUAACACCACUGAAUCAAUCUUUUUAGAUUUUAAGAAAAGUACAUUUCAUGAAGUUGCUCGUGAUAAAUAUUUUGACACUUUAACUGCUUAUAAAAGAAAGGAUAAAGUAGAUUUGAUGAAACACCUAUCUAUUCCUUUAUAUGAUAUUUUCAAGUUAUCAAUGAAAUAAAACAGACCUCUUCCUUUCACAUUAUAUGAAGAUGUUAAAGAUAUUCAAUUUUACAUGGCUAGAAUAUACUCCUAACAUAAACAUGCAAAUAAUCCAAAUUAGACUUGGCAUUAAGUUACAUGCAAAUUCGUUUAUUAUGACAAGCUUUUAGGUAAAGAAGUGGCUAAAUUUAAUGUUUUUGAAAGAAGAGAAUCAGAUACCAAUUAAAAAGAUUGGAGAAUUUGCCACUUUGAUUGA